This is a messenger RNA of Pelmatolapia mariae (spotted tilapia), 3842 nucleotides long. RefSeq names its product nardilysin-like. Gene Ontology annotation, molecular function: metal ion binding; metalloendopeptidase activity. NCBI's taxonomy places the organism in Eukaryota, Metazoa, Chordata, Actinopteri, Cichliformes, Cichlidae. Gene Ontology annotation, biological process: proteolysis. The transcript is spliced from 31 exons. Bases 176 to 3463 code for a protein of 1095 amino acids. The record is from RefSeq and is a predicted model, not a curated record.
CAGCAUGUUUCUCGCACAAGCUUUACAGCUCGAUUAGUGGGAACCAAUCAGACGGCCAGUCUUCUGUGAUUGACGUGACCUCAGCCAAUCAGAGGCCUUGUUUUGACCAGCUGGGUAGUACCGGGUUACUUCUCUUAAACUUCGGCGGCUUCAGAGACGAAGAGGACUCUCUAAAAUGCCUCAGACCAGCAAGUCGAUGAGUGGUGCUGGUGCUGCCAGUCCAGCAUCUGCGCCAGACCAAGGUGAGCCUCCGCCCCCAGAGGGCGCCAGGGCUCAGGUGGCUGCUGGAGACGGGGAGGAGGGAGCCACUGUAGACGACCAGGGAGACCCAGAGAUUGUCAAAUCACCCAGUGACCCAAAGAGAUACAGAUACAUUGAGCUGAGCAACGGCCUCCGAGCACUCCUCAUUUCCGACUUCAGUGGGGCCGACAGGGAGGGAGGUGACGGAGAGUCGGCAGAGCAGGAGGAAGAGCAGGAAGAGGAGGAGGGUGGGGAAGAAGAUGAAGGGGACUCAGGUGAGGGCUCAGAGGAGGAAGAAGGGGACAGAGCAGAGGAAGAGCAGGACAGCGACUUUGAAGAGCUGGAAGAGGAGAACCCAGUGAAGAAGAAGAAGAGCUCUGAGAAGCAGGCUGCAGCAGCUCUGUGCAUCGGCGUGGGGAGUUUCAGUGACCCUGAUGAGCUGCCAGGCCUCGCACACUUCCUGGAGCACAUGGUGUUCAUGGGCAGUGAGAAAUACCCGGCGGAGAAUGGCUUCGACGCCUUCCUGAAGAAGCACGGCGGCAGUGACAACGCCUCCACAGACUGCGAGCGGACCAUCUUCCAGUUCGAUGUGCAGAGGAAGCACUUCAGAGACGCACUCGACAGGUGGGCUCAGUUCUUCAUCUGUCCUCUGAUGAUCGAGGACGCCGUCGACAGAGAGGUCGAGGCCGUCGACAGCGAGUUUCAGCUGGCAAGGCCGUCCGACUCCCACCGGAAGGAGAUGCUGUUUGGGAGUCUGGCUAAACCGGGACACCCGAUGAGCAAGUUCUGCUGGGGUAACGCUCAGACAUUAAAGCACGAGCCCCGAGAGAAGCAGAUCAACACCUACGAGCGGCUCAGGGACUUCUGGAGGAGAUAUUACUCAGCUCAGUACAUGACGCUCACUGUUCAGUCCAAAGAGACUCUGGACACGCUGGAGGAGUGGGUGAGGGAGAUCUUCAUCAGGGUGCCCAACAACGGUGAACCUCGACCUGACUUCUCUCACCUGCAGCAGCCAUUUGACACGCCGGCCUUUAACAAACUCUACAGAGUGGUGCCUGUGAGGAAGGUUCACGCUCUGACCAUCAGCUGGGCCGUCCCGCCGCAGGGGAAGCAUUACAGAGUGAAGCCUCUUCAUUACAUCUCCUGGCUCAUCGGACACGAGGGGACCGGCAGCAUCCUGUCACUGCUCAGGAAGAAAUGCUGGGCUCUGGCUCUGUUUGGAGGAAACAGUGAGACCGGCUUUGACCAGAACACCACCUACUCCAUCUUCUCCAUCUCCAUCACUCUCACUGAUCAGGGCUACCAGAACUUCUACCAGGUCGUCCACUUUGUGUUCCAGUAUCUGAAGAUGCUGCAGACUCUGGGCCCCCAGCAGAGGAUCUAUGAGGAAAUUCAGAAGAUCGAAGCCAACGAGUUCCACUACCAGGAACAGACGGAUCCCAUCGAGUUUGUGGAGAACAUCUGCGAGAACAUGCAGCUGUUUCCCAAACAGGACUUCCUGACCGGAGACCAGCUCAUGUUCGAGUACGACCCCCAGGUCAUCAACGCUGCUCUGUCCCUGCUGACACCCGACAGAGCGAACCUGCUGCUGCUGUCGCCGGAAAACGAAGGCUGCUGCCUCCUCAAAGAGAAAUGGUUCAGUACCUGCUACAGCGUGGAGGAUAUCCCAGAGGAGUGGGCGGAGCGCUGGGCCGGAGACUUCGAACUCAACCCUGAACUCCAUCUGCCUGCUGAGAACAAAUUCAUCGCAACGGAUUUCACCUUGAAAACGUUGGACUGUCCGGACACCGAGUAUCCUGUGAGGAUUGUGAACAGCGAGCGGGGCUGUCUCUGGUACAAGAAGGACAACAAGUUCAAGAUCCCCAAAGCCUACAUUCGCUUCCACCUGAUCUCCCCGAUGAUCCAGAAGAGCCCAGAGAAUCUGGUUCUCUUCGACCUCUUUGUGAACAUCCUGGCUCAUAACCUGGCAGAGCCGGCCUACGAGGCCGACGUGGCUCAGCUGGAGUACAAACUGGUGGCCGGAGAGCACGGACUGAUGAUCCGGCUGAAAGGCUUCAACCACAAACUGCCUCUGCUGCUGCAGCUGAUCGUGGAUCAGCUGGCAGACUUCAGCACCGAGCCGAGCGUCUUCACCAUGUUCUCAGAGCAGCUGAAGAAGACCUACUUCAACAUCCUCAUCAAGCCGGACAGGCUGGGCAAAGACAUCCGUCUGCUGAUCCUCGAGCACUGCCGCUGGUCCGUCAUCCAGAAAUAUCGCGCAGUCUCAAAAGGUCUCACUGUCGACGACCUCAUGACCUUCGUCAGAGGGCUGAAGGCGGAGCUUUAUGCUGAGGGGCUGGUGCAGGGAAACUUCACUAGUGCGGAGUCCAAAGAGUUUCUGCGCUACUUCACUGAGAAGCUGCAGUUCCAGCCAUUGCCUGCAGAGGUCCCCGUGCUGUUUCGUGUGGUGGAGCUGCCGCUGAAACAUCAUGUCUGCAAAGUGAAAUCUCUCAACAAAGGAGAUGCCAACUCUGAGGUCACCGUCUACUACCAGUCCGGGCUGAAGAAGCUCAGAGAGCACGCUCUCAUGGAGCUGAUGGUGAUGCACAUGGAGGAGCCCUGCUUCGACUUCCUGAGGACGAAGGAGACGCUGGGGUACCAGGUGUACCCCACCUGCAGGAACACGUCGGGUGUGCUUGGAUUCUCCGUUACCGUGGAAACUCAAGCCACAAAAUUCAGCUCCGAGUUAGUCGAGGCAAAGAUCGAGGAAUUCCUGGUGAGUUUCGGUGAGCGUCUGUCGGGUAUGAAUGACGAGGCCUUUGGGACUCAGGUGACGGCGCUCAUCAAGCUGAAGGAGUGCGAGGACGCACACCUGGGGGAGGAGGUGGACCGCAACUGGUUCGAGGUGGUCACGCAGCAGUAUGUCUUCGACCGGCUCAACAAGGAGAUCGAGGUUCUGAAGACGUUCACCCAACAGGAGCUGGUCUCCUGGUUCCUGGAGCACAGAAACAACAGCAGCAGGAAGCUCAGCGUGCAUGUGGUCGGCUUUGGCGUGGAGGAAGGUGAUCAGAGCGCCGCCUGCAGCCCAGAUUCUGCUACCUCGUCCUCAGCCUAUGGUGAAGUGAGCGAGCUGACAUUUGUGCCGACCUCGUCGCCAUCUCUUCAGGACGCCACGCUCAUCACCGACAUCAGAGCUUUCACCUCCUCCCUCCCCCUCCACCCCUACCACAAAAUCAUCAACUAGGCUCCGCCCCCUAUAAAUGAAACACCUACGGAUUGGUCAUGUUUCUGCUGUGCCCUCUUCUUUCUGUGAUUGGUUACAACAGUGCUGCAUUCACUGCCUGUGGGAACCGAGAUGCUCUGAGAAUCAGAUUUCAGGUCAGUUUUGGACAAAGAGUCCAGAAAAACUACAAUCAUGGCACCUUCACGGGUCCGAAGAAGUUCUUCUCCUUGUAGCGUUUAACUGUGAAACAAUGAUUUUUCCCACAAGACAUGAAUGCGGCGUGAUGACUCAGGGCUGUGGUAUCAAUAAAGUCAUUUACUUGUAAACACACACAUGUUCUUCCUGUCACGCUCACUCCAUGCUUCAGUUUCCUUCAAUAAUAAAAACAUUUUUAACUAUU